Messenger RNA from Suillus bovinus, 697 nucleotides. RefSeq lists its product as uncharacterized. The transcript is spliced from 5 exons. NCBI's taxonomy places the organism in Eukaryota, Fungi, Basidiomycota, Agaricomycetes, Boletales, Suillaceae. The coding region runs from base 33 to 500 and encodes 155 amino acids. The record is from RefSeq and is a predicted model, not a curated record.
GCCCGACUCGUCUCGUGUAAUCUCCAGAUUUUAUGAAAGCAUUGGCAAUGGGCCCGAGCGCUUCUGCAGUGACAUGUGUAGUGGCACCAACUCUUACGAAAGGAUGUUCAACCAUACGUCUUCGUCCCUCGCCUGCUGUUGGUGCCCCAAAACUACCGAGUUUGGCGCACAAUACUCGGGGGAAAUGCAUAAGGGAGGCGAGGGCUUGGAGGGUCUUAACAGCUUCAUUCACCCCAGACUCAACUCCGGCCGGCGGAGCCAGGACUAUGGGCAAAAGGAUAUUGCAAUCACGCGUUGCAAAAUGCGUCCUGGCCCAUGGGCUUCUCGUGACUGAACACUCUGCAAGUCUAGUCCCACCCUGUUUCGACCCAAUGACAUCUACCUUAGCGGGCAGAUCAAAUCCCAGCGCUUGGCACUCGGUACUUUGGACCAACAGCUGGGGGAUUUGCCCUGACUGUCCGGGGGUCAAGGCUAACAGCAACGAGUGCUCGUCGUAUUAAAAAGCCUGCAAUAAACAACGUGUCUUACACAAUUGCAGUCAGUCAUCGACGCCACCAACAACAAUUCCAAUUUCACGCUCGCUGAGAAAAAUGUGUGGCAUAACGGGAGGUGGUCCAACACAGACUCGAUCCAGACACUCACCAUGGGCGGAAGUGGUACGUCUGGUGGGCUCCGCUUCAUAAGCGGUACCGGGGAG